Messenger RNA from Lynx canadensis (Canada lynx), 444 nucleotides. Its product is annotated as cytochrome b-c1 complex subunit 9. Gene Ontology annotation, biological process: mitochondrial electron transport, ubiquinol to cytochrome c. The coding region runs from base 32 to 223 and encodes 63 amino acids. The transcript has 2 exons. NCBI's taxonomy places the organism in Eukaryota, Metazoa, Chordata, Mammalia, Carnivora, Felidae. The record is from RefSeq and is a predicted model, not a curated record.
GGCGCAGGCGCGGGCUCCACAGUGGAGAAAGAUGGCGGCCCCGACGUUUACUGCGAGGUUAUACUCCCUGUUGUUCCGCAGGACCUCCACUUUCGCCCUCACCAUCGCCGUGGGCGCUUUGUUCUUCGAGCGCGCCUUCGACCAAGGCGCGGACGCGAUCUACGAACACAUCAACGAGGGGAAGCUGUGGAAACACAUCAAGCACAAGUAUGAAAAUAAGUAGUUCCCCGGAGACCCCUACCCAAGCCAAAAGGACCAGGUCCAUCCACCAGCUGUUUGCCCAGAACCAGGGCCUCAGCUUGAAGAUGAUGCUCAGAUUACUCUUCACCAACCACCUUUAGCUGUUGGCAAGAAGUGGCUUCACCUGACAGACUCUUUAACUUCUGCUGUGUUUGAAGCAUGUUUAAUCAGUCAUCAGCAAAUAAAUGUAAAUUGUCCUUGAGA